AUGGAGGCUGAGGUGAGAAAUGAAGAAUCAAGUGCUAGUGGUGUUUCUAAGUCGGGUAAGCGGCAUGUUAAACCUGUAGAUCCAGAUCCAAAUGGGGAAAAAUUAUUGCAGGUUGAAGAUCCAUUGUUGGAAGCGACAAAGUACUUGAAGCUCCUUCAAAAACAUUCGCCUGACUCUUUGGAGACACACUUGCUUUCUUUUGAAGUAAAUAUGAGAAAGAAGAAAAUUCUGCUCGCUCUUCAGGCUGUAAAGCAAUUGCUAAGGUUGGAUGCUGAAAGCCCUGAUUCCCAUCGCUGCUUGGUUAGAUUCUUCCAUAAAGUGGGCACAAUGACUGCUCCUGUGACAGAUACUGAGAAGCUUGUUUGGAGUGUCUUGGAAGCAGAGCGUCCAUGGAUUAGUCAAUUGCAUGAGAAAUCUCUCACUGAAGCAAAUAUGAUUUUCUUUGAAAAACAUAAAGAUUCAUUAAUGCAUAGAGCUGCAGUGGCGGAAAUGUUAUAUGUUUUAGAACCGAACAAGAAACUUGAGGCUAUUAAAUUAAUUGAAGGUUCAACCAACAACCCUGCACCAAUAAGUGGAGCACUUGGACCAGUCAAUGAAUGGAAACUCAAAGACUGCAUUGCUGUUCACAAGCUCCUAGGAACUGUUCUUAAUGACCCGGAUGCUGCAAUGAGGUGGAAAGCAUCCUGUGCCCAGUACUUCCCUUACUCAACCUACUUUGAAGGCAAGCGCAGCUCUGCCAUACCCAAUUCAGUGUACAGUCGGAUUGCCAAGAACCCUGAGAAUGGAGGCCCAAGCCAUCCUGAAGAUGGUGAAACUGCAGAUUUUGUUGCAUCAAAUGGAAAGCUCGAAGCAUUUAAGGAUCUUACCAUCUGA
This is a messenger RNA of Dovyalis caffra, 873 nucleotides long. NCBI's taxonomy places the organism in Eukaryota, Viridiplantae, Streptophyta, Magnoliopsida, Malpighiales, Salicaceae. The record is from the annotation of a GenBank genome assembly.